Messenger RNA from Siniperca chuatsi (mandarin fish), 7377 nucleotides. RefSeq names its product sickle tail protein. The record is from RefSeq and is a predicted model, not a curated record. Gene Ontology annotation, cellular component: cytoplasm. NCBI's taxonomy places the organism in Eukaryota, Metazoa, Chordata, Actinopteri, Centrarchiformes, Sinipercidae. The transcript has 26 exons. The coding region runs from base 827 to 7237 and encodes 2136 amino acids.
GGAAGAGCGAACAGAACAAAGGGGGAAUUUAAAAAAAAAAUAAGGAAAAGAGAUUUCCCUCUUGGGAAAAAGAGAGGGAGAGAAGAGAGGCGGUGGCAGGGAGACAGAGACCUCUCCCAGAGGAAUUCAGGCUCACAAAGGGAGCACACUGCUGACAGAGAGACAUCGGCAGGAAGAGAGGGAGUAACACAGAGUGAACUGGCUGUACACUCUGAACAGCUACUUCUUUGCACACUGAUCACUGCCGUAAACACAGGGACAGUCCAGUGGUACAGAGAUACCAGGAUCUGAAAGGGAUGAAGGAGGCGGACAAAAGGGAAAGACUGAUACAAGACAGGAGAACAGCGUUGUGCAGUGUAAGGCAGAAAUAACUGAAGAGCACAGGAGAUUAAGAGGGUAGGAAAAAAAAAGAUUAAUGCAAAGCUGAGGCAACCUGACAAAACUAUAUCCAUCAUCACAAACACUUCAGAACAACGUCCAUAAACAGAGAAAGACAGAAAGCAGACAGAAGAAGAAGACAAUUGCGAGGACAAAAAAAAUCUUAAAUGUUCCAAAAACCAAAAAGGAAGAAGACAGUUGGAUGACGAAACCUGACGGAUGCAAAAUAAUUCAAUCUUCAUUUCUCCUCUUCUAUACAUGAGAGAAAUAAAUAAGAGACAGAAGAGAAGCUGACAAGAAACAAGACAGACAGAAACGAGAGCAGCAGACACGAAAGGAAGAAGAAGCAAGCAGAGCUAAAGGAAGAAGAAAAGAGGGACUAGCAAACGAGGGACCCAGAUUAACCCUGGAGUAUCUAACUAGCUCUCUGCGCAGCCCAGCAGGGAAGAUGUCCAAGUCCUCCACCCGUCUGGGUCGACCCGGAUCAGCAGGAUCUAAGAGCCCCAGCUUGAUAAAGGAGUUGCAGGGAAAUCGCUCAUGCAUGUUGCGGAUCGGAGAGAGGCUGAUGAGGGCAGGCAGUGAGGGGAACCUGGUCCAGAGACCCAUACUAGCCCAGAACCAGAGCCAGGCUUCCUCAGAUGGGUUAGCGCAAGGAUCGAAUGGCCAGACACAACCUCCAGCCCUGGAGGACAAAUCCACUGAGCUUACAAGAACUAACUCCAGCAAAGAUUCAGGAAACUCCCUUUCCAGAGUCUCUUCUUCUUCUUCUGCUGUGGACAGCAGCACUGAACGUCUGCUGCAGAACAAACAGUACACCAACAGCAGCCUGCUCUGUAACCUGGACCUCUCCUCCUACGGUUCAGAUCCACGGUCUCCUAGCACCUUACCACAAAGCUACGCCACUGCUGCUGGUACCAGCAGCAGGGACAGCCAGCUGGACAGCCUGAUGAUGCAGCACUCCGAAGUGGAGAGGAAGAAGGAGGUGUUCCUAGACCACCUGAGGCAGAAGUAUCCUCCUGCCAUAAUCAUGGGACACCAGGACCGCAUGAGGGAAAAGGCAAAGAGUUCUUGGCCCUCUGAAAGCCCCCCCAGUGCAGGCAUACUGGCCUUGGCGGAACAGCAGGACCCACGGGCUUCAGAGGCCAUGUCUGAUGGAGAGGUGCUGCCCACCACAGUUCCCUUUACAAGGGGCUGUAAAGCCAGAGCAAGUCUACCUGUGGGGCGGUCGACUGGUCAGACAAGAGAGAGGUUGCUUGGUGUGUUGUACCUGCAGUAUGGGGAGGAGACAAAGCAGGUUAGGAUGCUUGCUGAGAUCAGCAGUCAGGACGCUCUGCGGGCUCUGUUUGUCACUGCCUUCCCCCAUCAGCUCACCAUGAAGAUGCUGCAGUCUCCCAACAUGGCCAUCUACAUCAAAGACACCAGCCGCAAUGUCUACUACAACCUGGAGGACAUCAGAAACAUCACAUCCCACUCCUGUCUCAAGGUUUAUCAUAAAGACCCAGCACAUGUGUUCAACCGCCAUGCCAGGUCUGCCAACACAGAGGGAAGGCUUUUUAAGAUGGGAGUUCCAGUAUGGCUUGGAGCUCUGUCUUUUCUGAUCUCCAAAGAGGUGUUGUACGGCAGUCACAGUCCAGUCCACACCCUGUCAUCAUCCAGCCGCGGCCCCCUGCACAGCCUGCAGGGCUCCAUGUCCCCACCCAUGGUCCGGUCCAUGCCUUCCUCUCCCUCCAGGAUGGCAUACGGUGGGGGGAACACAGGAGGGGGGGCAGGGCUGGUGAAUCCAGGCAACGCCACGUUACCACGGGAACGCCUGUCAGGGGCGGGGCGAUCCAGCUCCCUCUGCACCAAUAGCAGUGCCAUACUGGAGAGGAGAGAUGUGAAGCCUGAUGAGGAUGCUGGCAGCAGUAAAAGCAUGGCCCUGGUGGUGCGUGGCGAAGAAGGACCACAUUACCCAGACUCCUACUGCUCCUCCCUGCAGGAUGGAGGAGGUCGCCUCAGCAUCGCCUCCUCCCAAUGCAGCGCUCCUCCCUCUCUCACUGCAGACAUGGUGGAUGCUGGGGUCACAGGGAUCCCAGGGGGGCUGCAGCAGUACCGGGCCUCCAUUAAACCCCUGAUGGGUUAUGGAGAGAGCAUGGAGCACCAGACCCACUCCCUCCACAGGCAGAAGAGCAGGAAGUAUGGAGACAGCCAGCUUCCUCUGCUGGGAACCAAAACCCUUCCCCCUUCCCCUCACAGAGUCAGUGAAGUCAGGAUGAUUGACGGACAGAUCAUUGGAGGGAUGGGCCUGGUGUCUCCAGAGAGGAUUUCGCCGAUUUGCCGGUCCCUGCGGCGGGACAGUAACGGGACCACAGUGGAGAUUGUAAACAGAAGCAGAGGAAGUGGCUCGUCGUCCUCUACCUCAUCUGUUUUUGUGGACAGCCCUCUGGGACAACCUGAGAGAUUGUUUCAGGGUCAUGUGACUGCCAGCAACGCCCAGAGUGAGAGAAUGAAAGCCAUGGAGGAGCAGAUAGCCAGUCUAGCAGGUCUGGUGCAUCAUGCUCUGUCUAUGGGACCAGAUAUUCCAGGAGUCAAGGAGGCUGUCAGCGAGACUGCUGGACACAAACUCCUCAACAGCAGACCUGGAGUGUCAUCUGAGCCUCAGAACCCAGCUGCUUUGAUUGACAGCCUCAGCCCCGCCCCUCUGGCUCUCCAGGCCCCUCCCUCUGACAGGGGGCUGCAGCAGAGCUUGGUGUUAGUAAAGAGAAAUGUGUGUGAGCUGCGACUGCAACUCAACCAGCUCAGACACUUACAGCUGUCAAACCAGGAGAGUGUAAAUUCGACGCUGCGGAUGGCAGGUCAGGAGCUGGUGGUGUUGAUGUGUGAUCGGCUGGCUCAGUCUGAGGAGGCAGCAUACAGACAGAGAGCUGAAAUGGAGGAGGAGAGGAUCCACUACCUGGCUACAGAGGAGACAAUACUCACACAGCUCAGUGAACUGGAAGACUAUGUGGACCAUUUGCAAAGAAGCUCUGGCUCUAGUCCCGGCGAGCUGUCAAUCACUCUGAGAGACGUGGAGGAGGGAGCGGUCAACCUGCGGAGGGUUGGAGAAGUUCUGGCCAUCCUUAAAGGUGAGUUUCCAGAGCUACAGGUCAAGAUGCACUCACUGCUGAGGCUGGAGGUGGAGGCGGUGCGUUUCCUAAAGGAAGAGCCUCAUAAGAUGGACUCCAUGUUAAAGAGGGUCAAAGCCCUGACUGAAGCCCUCAGUUCUCUCCGCAGGUGUGUGUCAGAGUCACCCCCCCCAGCCAGAUCAUCCCAGGCUGAGCCUGUAAAGGUCCUGGAAACAGAGCAGGGACCUCUGAAGACCCAGAGCUCCCCCAAACCCCAGCCUCGAUCCUCAGUCAGACCCCCUCUGCCAACCCCCCCUCUCUGUGGAAGUCAGGCUGAGGUCUGCCUGGAGGGCUCAGCCUCCCCAAUCAUGACCUGCAGAAUGAAGAGCACACCAUCCACAGUGAUACAGCCCUCCCACCACCACCCCAGCCCCCCACUGACACCCACCCAUGGACGAGAGUCGCCCACUGUGGCCAAGGUGAGUCCUCGCAGCAGAGAGGGCAGCCCUGCCCUGCAGAAGAGACCAGGCCCUCUGCAGUCUGAUGGACUCUGCAGCUCAGCAGGUGGAACCAGCCAACCUGCGCCAACACCAACACAGGAGAGCCACACUGACCAGACCACCAUAAAACACACACAGACACAUUCUGAGAAUACAGAGAGACAAACUCCAGAUGGCAGCCUGAGUGUAGAAGCCAGCAGUAUGAACCAGCCCAGCACCAGCUCUGACUCCAGUCAGCCUCCACCCCCCAACACCAACACAGACUUUGACCAGGUCCUGCAGGAAGCCCAGGCCAGCCUGAUGAAGUCCAUCCCUGAUCUGAAUGUGUCAGAUACCAGAGAGGGUCGCUCUGAUUCAGCCUCAGGACAGACCACUUCCACACCUCUGGACCUGACACUGCAAGCCUCGGUGGAACAGCAGGCACUUCUGUCUGAUACCCAGGAAGACACACCUCCCAAGCUAAGUGAUGAGGUGGACUCCACCCAGUUAAAACCCCCAGACACAGCUCCAGCAGCAGCCUUGCAGCUUCCUGCAUCUGCUGUGGAACCUCCACCCUCAGCUUCUCCCAGCACAGAGCGCAGCCGGCCACAGAUGGAGAAACCCCGCCGCUCCAGUAUGGACAAGGAGAUGAAGCAGAGUCCAGACAGGGCCCAUAAGUCUCCUCCUCCUCCUCCUCCUCCUCCACGAAGGUUCCAUUGUGUCAGUUCAGGUCUUACCACAGGAAGGUCAGGAGAGGUGAUUUUCACCACCAGGAAAGAGCCGGUUGGAGCCCAGGAUGAGGGAGAAAAAGAGAAAGAGUCGCCUGUGGUUCCUCAGCCCAAGCCCCCAAGACAGCCAUCAGAAGUCAAACCCAAACCCCAGAUGUGUGAUCCUGUACCUCUGGCUGGUUCCACCUCCACCCCUGCUACAGCCUCAGCACACAGGGAGGACGAGGAGGAAGAGGAGGAGGACAACAAAUUCAUGAAAGAGCUGCAGGUGUUUCAGAAAUGCACUAUGAGGGAUGUAGGGAAGAGAAGUGUGGUUGAACUCUCAGCCUCUGAGCUCCAGAGCACAGAGAUGGAGCCUAAGGUGACUACUGAACUGUCAAAUAAGAAUAAUUUCCCAGGUGGAAAUAAGCAAUGGAAAGGAGAGGUGAGGACAUCUCCAACAGCUAAUCAGAACCCUUCUGAGUUAACAACAUCUGACCACCAGUUAGCUCCUCAGACGGGAAUGACAGAUGGCUGCCCUCAUAAACUCAUAGCAGAAGUUGGACUGGAAGAACCCAGUGAAGUUGGCAAAGACAGUGUCUUCUUAUCAAGUCCUGAUAAGAAGAAUGAAGCAGAGGAGAAGGUGGUUAAACAAGUGCCUUCCUUCAACUGUGUAAAAGUAGAGAAGGUGGAGGUACCACCACCUGUAGCUUUACAAGAUGUUCAGACUGUCCAGAAGAAUGAGGAGGUGCCAACACCAACCCAAAAGAAAGCAGAGAAGAUUGAUUUUCUCACAGUUACAGCUUCACAAAAAGAAAAUGAUCUUACUGUGAACACUAUUGAUCAGAUUAACAAGGAGGUUGUUGGACAGGUGUGUUCCCCAACCACAGCAGAAAAGAAGGUCAAGUUUACAGCAAUUGUUACUUUACAAAAAGAAAACAUUCAAGAAACUGACAUCACAAGUCCUUACGAGACUAAUGAAAAAGUUGUCAAAGAGGUACCAGCUGAGAAGAAGUCAAAUUUGAUGGUAGUUGUAACUUUACAAAAAGAAAACACCCCAGAGGCUUGCUCUAUAGAGUCGUCACCAAAGUUCCAGCAGGAUAAGUCCCUGAGCUCAGAUCAGGAGUGUGUAGCUUCUACUUCAAUCCUAAAAUGUUCCCCCCUUUCACCCAACUUGACUUACAGCCACAGCAGCAACCAGCAGAACCAGAAGGCAACAGUGCAGGUAUCCAGGGACAGAUCACAACACACAGAAGAAGGAGGUAGCCUGAGCCCAAGUAUAUGGGACAAUGAGGGACCUCCUCCUCCACCACCUCCGACUGGUAAAAUCAGCCUUAAAAUCUCCAAGACCAGAGUCAGGACACAGUCCAAAGCAGAAGACCUAGCCAAAAUGAGUGGCACUGACAUACAGACUGUAGCUGAGGACAGCACUGGUGAACCCACUUAUCUGGCACAUGAGAACCAAGGCUUCGAGGACAGUGGUGACUUUGACAAGAAACCUAUUAUCGUUAUCCUGAAUGAGCCUAUGGAUAUUCAGUCAGCCUACAAGCGUCUGUCUACCAUCUUUGAAAAUGAGGAAGAUCUUGAUGGGAUUCUCUCGCCAGAAAAUAUUGUGGAUGAAGAGGAGACAAAGCAGGAAGAAGAGAAACAGGACAUGAGGAAAAUUUGUGUUACUGAAAUAAAUACGGGCUUAGGCUUUAAAGACAUCCCGGGAAAUGGUCGGAAUUCUCUACUUAUGCAGCAUCGAAGACCUUCAGCAGAUAAUGGCUCAGUUGCUGAAAGCCAAGACCAGGGUAAACCAGACUCUCUUAGAAAGACAGAGACCAAAAAGAAAUUCAAAUUCAAGUUCCCCAAAAACAAACUGGCUGCAAUUAGCCAGGCCAUUCGAACAGGGACGACCAAAACCGGAAAGAAGACUCUUGAGGUUGUUGUCUAUGAGGAAGAGGAGGAGAUAGCAUCAGACAGCAGGCCAGUGAAGGAGACCAAGAAGCAGACAAAGGAAUCCAAGAGGUUUGAGAUCAACAGUACCAAACAAUUCAACUUGGGUGAAGGCAAUGCCUGUGACAGAGACAUCAAGGUCUCUUCUCCCAUUGAUACCAGACACUCACAUAGCCGGGUAGAGGAGCUCUGUAAGAGUACAUUUGAUUCUAUAGGCAGUCUAGAGCAGUCCAUUAAACAGUUGGAAAUCAGUGUGGACAGUAUGACUGCCCCUUCUUCCCCUUCCUCCAUGGUGUCUUCAGCUCCUCAGUCCGCUGAUUGUUCCUUUGACUCCAUUGACAGAGCUCAGUUUAAAAGCAAAGUCAAACGGGAAAGGGAGAGAAGCCCAUCCAAGAGGCCAGCCUCUCAGAUCCUCAAGUGCCCAAAUCCACCUCAGAGUAAGAGGGCCAAACCACAGCCUCCACAUGACACAGGGAAAACCUCCACCAAGAAACAGACCUCCAGCAGCAACUCCAGCUCUUCUGCUCAGCAAUCCCACUCCAAGUCUCGCCUCGCGUCCUCCUCUGGCUCACUAGAGAGGACACUUAAGAGCCAGCAGCAGGCCAUCGAGAAGCAGCCCGGCCAGCCACGUCUUGUCGCCAUCCCACGCUAACAUCAGCCCGGUCCACCACGGGCCUCGCAGCAGCAGCAAACGCCAGCACCACCUCGUCCUCACCUCCACCUCCACCUCCACCUCCAGCACCACCUCCCAACACAGUUACUACUCUUCAUCCUCCUACUCUUCAUCCUCAC